Molecule: messenger RNA, 1776 nt
Organism: Pediculus humanus corporis (human body louse)
Lineage: Eukaryota; Metazoa; Arthropoda; Insecta; Psocodea; Pediculidae
Product: BTB domain transcription factor, putative
Exons: 3
Coding region: 1-1776 (591 amino acids)
Biological process (GO): regulation of transcription by RNA polymerase II
Cellular component (GO): nucleus
Molecular function (GO): protein binding
Source: RefSeq, a predicted model, not a curated record
AUGUCUUCAGGAGAACAUUUAUGUUUAAAAUGGAACAAUUUUGAAAAUAACAUUUCAAGUUAUUUGGAUAUAUUAAGAAGUGAAAAUGAUUUCGUCGAUGUGACAAUAACUUGUGGUGAAAAAAAUUUCAAAGCUCAUAAAGUUAUUUUAAGCGCUUGCAGCCCUUAUUUUCGCGGAAUUUUCCAGGAAAAUCCCUGCAGUCAUCCGGUUAUAAUAUUAAAAAAUGUUAGUUCGAACGAAAUGGAAGCCAUCAUUCAAUACAUAUACACGGGAGAAACGUACAUAGCCAAAGACGAUUUAUUUUCUUUUUUAAACACGGCCAAUUUGCUACAAAUAAUCGGUUUGAUUAAUUACAAUUCGUCGUCGUCGUCGUCGUACGACGACGGAGGAGAUAAUAAUAAUCAAAAUGGAACUUACGGACUACAUCAUCAUCAUCAUCACUCAAACGAAUACAAUAAUAAUCAGGGUCAAAAAAUUAGAAUUCCCAACAGUAGCGGCAACAGCAGUGGCAGCAACAGCAGUGGCAGCACCACCGCGAAAACUGGUGGGAUCGUCGUUAAAAAAUUUGCACAUAAAACGGAUGAAUGCAACAAAACGAGAUCCCCCCCGAACGCGGACGGAAAUCCAUCGAAGAAAAAACACGGUGGCAGGGUUUCCGACGGGGACACACAACAAUCGGGAGAAAGUCCCCCCGUCGUCAAAUCCGCCGAAGAAAAUUGUCCGAUAUUGAGCAAGCAACUCCUACUCCCGAAAAAGAGAAAAUUAUCCGUCGUGGAUCAGAACAAGAACGAAUUCUACGACAAUUCCGAACUGAGCAACAGCAGCGAAGAUUUAAAAGACAGCGGUACGAUAUUGCGAAAUUGUUUGGAAAGCGAAAAGCAAGAAGGGGAAAAAGAAGCGGACGACGAAUGUCCGCCAUUGUCUAUUCCGACCGUGAUGAUAAAAAAAGAAACCGUGGAAAGUGACAACAACAACGUUUUGGAACCCGAAGUAGGUUUGUGCGUGAAAGAAGAACAAGAAUUUGAAUCCGCGAGCGAAGAAAGUUCACACAACGGAGACAUUUUGUUACAAAGGUUACAGGCUUCUCAAGAUAUCAAAGGUGAAGGAUACGUGACCGAUCACGGAGAAGAAAUUCUUUUAAAAGUGCCAAAGCCCGACGUGUCGAUAUUUUCAAAAAAAACGUGUAAAGGAGAUGGCGAUAUCGUCGUUGUCGGGGGAGGAGGAGUUGGAGGAGGAGGAGGAGGGAACAACAAUACCGGAAACGGCGGAAUCGAAUGUGAAAAUUUAACGUUGACGCCGAACGUUGAAAUAUUUUUACGAAACGCGAACAACAGCAGUGAUAAUCUAAUUAACAAAUUAACGAAAAUCAAUUUGUUCAAAGCGAAACAAAUGAAAAAAAUUAAAAAAUCCUGUGGCGUGACAACGGCGGUCAACAAAUCGGACGUCACGAUCGUUGCGACCGUACCGGGAACGUCGAAAUCCGGGAUGUGUGAUAAAAACGAUUUCGCGACGGGAUCGACGGGAACGGGAUCGGGAACGACGGGUACGACAGUGAGAAACGGAAUAGGAAACGAUUGUAAAACUUUACACUUGGCGAACCUGCCGUGUCCCCAUUGCAGGCAAGAGUACAAUAAUUUAUCCGCUCUCAAAUACCACGUCAGACUCAUGCACAGCGAUUUAGAAAACAAAUUAUUUUGCCAUUUGUGCCCGAUGAACUUUAUAGAAAGGGAAUAUUUCAAGAUACACUUGUGGGAAGCCCACAAUGCGAGAUUUUGA